Messenger RNA from Catharus ustulatus (Swainson's thrush), 1922 nucleotides. RefSeq names its product Rho GTPase activating protein 44 (gene ARHGAP44). Gene Ontology annotation, molecular function: protein binding; GTPase activator activity. Gene Ontology annotation, biological process: neurotransmitter receptor transport, endosome to postsynaptic membrane; modification of dendritic spine; regulation of actin cytoskeleton organization. The transcript is spliced from 19 exons. NCBI's taxonomy places the organism in Eukaryota, Metazoa, Chordata, Aves, Passeriformes, Turdidae. The record is from RefSeq and is a predicted model, not a curated record. Gene Ontology annotation, cellular component: dendritic spine; leading edge membrane; intracellular anatomical structure. Bases 62 to 1840 code for a protein of 592 amino acids.
GGGAUGCGGGAGGGGCGGCCCGCGACCCCCGGCCCCGCUGCCCGCCCGCACCGCCGCCACCAUGAAGAAGCAAUUCAACCGCAUGCGCCAGCUCGCCAACCAGACCGUGGGCAGAGCCGAGAAGACUGAGGUGUUGAGCGAAGAUCUGCUGCAGGUGGAGAAGCGGCUGGAGCUGGUGAAGCAGGUGUCCCACAGCACCCACAAGAAGCUGACAGCCUGUCUGCAGGGCCAGCAGGGCCUGGAUGCUGACAAACGCUCGAAGAAGCUGCCACUGACGACGCUGGCACAGUGUCUGAUGGAGGGAUCGGCCGUGCUGGGGGAUGACUCCCUGCUAGGGAAGAUGCUGCGCCUGUGCGGGGAGGCCGAGGACAAACUGGCGCAGGAGCUGAUCCACUUCGAGCUGCAGGUGGAGAGGGAUGUCAUCGAGCCGCUCUUUGUGCUGGCUGAGGUGGAAAUUCCAAAUAUCCAGAAGCAGAGGAAGCACUUGGCAAAGCUUGUGCUGGACAUGGACUCCUCCAGGACGAGGUGGCAGCAGUCGGUGAAGUCCUCGGGUCUGGCCAGCAACCUGCAGCCCUCGGGCGCCAAAGCCGACGCUCUCAGGGAGGAGAUGGAGGAGGCAGCCAACAGAGUGGAGAUCUGCAGGGACCAGCUCUCGGCUGACAUGUACAAUUUUGUGGCCAAAGAAGUCGACUAUGCAAACUAUUUUCAAACUCUGAUCGAGGUGCAGGCUGAGUACCAUCGCAAAUCCCUGGCGCUCCUGCAGAACUUCCUGCCACAGAUCAAAGCCCAGCAGGAGGCGUGGAUGGAGAAGCCCUCCUUUGGAAAGCCCCUGGAGGAGCACCUGGCUGUCAGUGGGCGGGAGAUCGCUUUCCCUGUGGAGGCCUGCGUGACCAUGCUGCUGGAAUGUGGGAUGCAGGAGGAGGGUCUCUUCCGAGUGGCUCCCUCAGCUUCCAAGCUGAAGAAGCUCAAGGCUGCCCUGGACUGCUGCGUGGUGGAUGUGCAGGAGUACUCAGCUGACCCUCAUGCCAUCGCAGGAGCCCUCAAGUCCUACCUGCGGGAGCUGCCCGAGCCCCUUAUGACAUUCGAGCUGUACGAGGAGUGGAUCCAGGCCUCCAACAUCCCAGAACAGGAGAAACGGCUGCAGGCUCUCUGGAACGCCUGCGAGAAGCUGCCCAAAGCCAACUACAACAACAUCAGGUACGUCAUUAAAUUCCUGGCCAAGCUGACCGAGUACCAGGAUAUGAACAAAAUGACCCCAAGCAAUGUGGCCAUCGUGCUGGGGCCCAACCUGCUGUGGCCACAGGCAGAGGGGAACAUGACAGAGAUGAUGACAACGCUGUCGCUGCAGAUCGUGGGCAUCAUUGAGCCGCUCAUCCAGCACGCGGACUGGUUCUUCCCGGGAGACAUCGAGUUCAACGUGACAGGGAACUACGGCAGCCCCCUGCACGUGAACCACAACGCCAACUACAGCUCCAUGCCCUCGCCGGACAUGGAGCACGGCGAGCGCCGGCAGCACGACCAGGCCCGGCGGCCCCUCAGCGUGGCCACUGACAACAUGAUGCUGGAGUUCUACAAGAAGGAUGGCCUUAGGAAAAUCCAAAGCAUGGGCGUCAGAGUGAUGGACACCUCGUGGGUGGCUCGCCGAGGCACCUCAGCGGGGCGCAAGGCAGCCUCGGCCCCUCCGGCCGCGCAGCCCCCGGCCCCGCCCGCCGAGCUCCCCCCCACGCCCCACUCGCCCAUUCCCGAGCAGUCACCGGAGAUUUCAGCAACGCCUUCCCCGCCUCCCACCAGCUUCGGCUUCCCCCCGGCAGCUGAGCGGAUAAGGUCUGCUCCGUUUUGAGGUCCCCUCCCUCCACGUGUCCCUGGAUGCCGCCCUGUGCCGGGACCCGCCCGAGGCAGCGCAGAGACUCUCGGGGCCGAGC